ACCCUCUUCCACGCCCACCCCCUCCCUCCCUCCCCGUCCAAGCCCUCGCUGUGGCUCUCUCACGCCAGGGAGGCGUUGGCGCACCCCAGAAGAGUCAGUGACGCUCCUCGUCUCGGCCUUGCUGGAAACAGAGAGUACCCUCAUACGCCCUCCCACCCAUGCCCGGCAUCCACAAGGCCAGGCCCGGGGGGGGGGGGGCGCGGGCCUGGGUCCUCAUGGCAGAAUGGGCUCCUCGUUCAUAAGACGGGGACGUGCUCGACGUCGAAGACUCUCCCCACGAAGCCGUGCAACCAGCCACGGUGCAGAACUCCCGAUCUCUGAUAAAUACCACGGCCGCGCUCCUCGCAGCAACUUUGACGCAUACGAUCCGAUCGAGCAGUACUCGGUGUUCUUGUCAGCUGAACCAAGUCAUCCUCAUUCCUGACGUGGUGUCAUACCCGACCCCUCUCAGACUACCUACCUACUCGGCUUGGCCAUCUGCUUGUCCACCAUACCACGGCGUUAUAUAUAUAAGUCGUCGACGGUCCUUGACAUCGGGGACAUAACUCUCUGAAACAGGCCUCGACGUCAACCCUUCGUCCUGAUCCACGUCACUUAGCCAUCAGGCGUCCACCCACCUUAUCUCCUCAGUUCGCCUUUUUAUAACACUUCAUCUGGGCCACGGGUCCUCGCUGCAACCACCGCCAUGUGCAAUUAUAUCUACAAGGAACUGAGCUGCCAGCACCAUUACCAUCUGGUCGAGUCAUGGUGCUCCAAGUACAUUGAGACGGAAAAACGGUGCCCGCCCACAGUGGUCAGCAAGCAAUACUGGGGUAACGACAUCUGCUCUGCCUGCCGCGAACGACAGCAACCGAGUAACCAUCCGUGGGCGAAGCUGAUACGGCCGCCGCAACCCAAGAUGACGCCGCACCCGUACCACAUCUCGGCUCGGUGAGCUGUCCCACCCUGUUGGGUACCAGCUGGCGGCCUAGAGCGCUGGGAGAGAGUGGUAACUGUGGUCAGCUGGCGCUGGCCGGUCCGCCGCGCGACGAUUCGACCAGCGGAACGUAGUGGCCGUACGACCAGACGGCGGCGAGUCGCAAACCGGGCGUCUGCAUCAUCUGGGCGAGAGUCGCGCAGCGUUGCAUUGUUGGCUCCACCGGCGCCCAUCUCCUGUUGCGUGGUGGUUGCGAGUUGGUCCGGCAUGGACGUGUGAACUGAUGCGGGGGCGCACGACUGCAGAGCAGCACCAACCACGCGCACACAGCGCAGCGCACGAAGCACCACAGAAGGGGACCCCCUUCGCGCUCGGGAGGUGACGGCAACCAAAAGGCAUAGCGGGAUAUUAAAAGAAGGGGCGUUGUUUUUGCUCUCCUACCCCCUUCAACUAGCGCGGCAUUUAUGGGGUUUUAUUUAUUUAUUUAUUUCCUUUACUCGAGGCAUAUAGCGAGGGACGUUUACACAGACGGCAUGGUUUGGACUGGCCUGGACUGGAUUGGAUACCUACCUACAUUGGAAGACGGGGGCUCUCUUAUCUGGGUGCGAACCUGGCUUCUUUUCGGAGCAGCCCUGGCAGUUUGGCGGCUUGUCUUGGACGGUGUAUUUGUUUGUACAACGCUUUGGAACAUUAGGUCCCUUUGAGGACGGCGGCGCACAAUGGAAUGGCACUUUUACUCUCCGAG
This is a messenger RNA of Purpureocillium takamizusanense, 1661 nucleotides long. RefSeq lists its product as uncharacterized. The record is from RefSeq and is a predicted model, not a curated record. The transcript is spliced from 4 exons. The coding region runs from base 686 to 934 and encodes 82 amino acids. Lineage: Eukaryota; Fungi; Ascomycota; Sordariomycetes; Hypocreales; Ophiocordycipitaceae.